Quercus robur (English oak) is the source of this 2194-nucleotide messenger RNA. RefSeq lists its product as uncharacterized. Lineage: Eukaryota; Viridiplantae; Streptophyta; Magnoliopsida; Fagales; Fagaceae. The record is from RefSeq and is a predicted model, not a curated record. The coding region runs from base 479 to 1882 and encodes 467 amino acids. The transcript is spliced from 14 exons.
CCACCUCCAAACACAAACACCCUGUUCCUCUCCUUUACUUUGCCGUGAAAGCAAAGUUAGAAAGAGAAAGAGAGUGUGAAAGAGAAAGAAUUUACUAGUACUAUAGAGAGAAAGAGAGAGAGGCAGUUAUGCGUUUUGUUUUAUAUUCAUAAGAUCAAAUAGAAAAUAUAUAUUAUUGUUUUUUAUAUGUUGUCGCUAGUGCUAUUUUGCCAUUAUUCUAAUGCGUGUUUACCUUACCUUUCCCUUCUCUUCUUUUCUCGCGCCCAUUGGAAAAAAAACUGUAAACCUUCUUCUUAAUCUUCCCUUUUCCUUUUGAGAAUUACAACCCAACACGCAAAAAUGAAAAAAAACCCAUGUAGUAUUUUGCAUGUUCAUAUGAUAAAUCUCUCUGUUUUUUGAAAAUUCUUGCUCUGUUUCUGUAUCUCUCUCUUUUUUUUUUUUUGUUUUUUUUUGGUGGCUUGGUUUGGUUAAAAAAAGAAUGAGCUGGAGGAGAGUAUUGAAGUCUGUACAGGGUGUAGCUGCUCACACCCUUCUCCUUUGCUUCACGCUAUUGCUGGUUCUCAAGCUCGAUCAUGUCGUCUCCUACUCCUGGUGGUUUGUUUUUUUCCCGCUUUGGAUAUUUCAUGCAGUUGUUGCCCGCGGAAGAUUCUCACUACCUGCUCCAUCAGUUCCACAUAAUCGUCAUUGGGCACCGUGCCAUGCCAUUGUUGCAACACCGCUGCUUGUUGCAUUUGAGUUGCUCCUUUGUAUAUAUCUUGAGAGUGUUUAUGUUCUUGGUUCUGAAGCUGUAAACUUGAAGAUAGUCUUUCUUCCAUUAUUGGCACUUGAAAUAAUUACUUUAAUUGACAAUUUCAGAAUGUGCAGGGCUCUGAUGCCUGGAGAUGAAGAAAGCAUGAGUGAUGAGGCUAUAUGGGAGACGCUUCCUCACUUUUGGGUUGCAAUCUCCAUGGUCUUCUUUGCGGCUGCUACAGUCUUUACCCUCCUAAAACUGUGUGGUGAUGUAGGUGCUCUUGGCUGGUGGGACUUGUUUAUAAAUUUUGGUAUUGCGGAAUGCUUUGCAUUUCUUGUUUGUACAAAGUGGUCUAAUCCGGUGAUUCAUAGAAACUCUCCUACAAGGGAAGCUAGUUCAUCUUCUACAACUAUUAGAUAUCUUGACUGGAAUAGUGGCUUAGUAGUUUCUCCAGAGGAGGAUCUGCAGGAAGAAAGAAUGUGCGGUUUGCAAGACAUUGGUGGCCAUAUCAUGAAAAUUCCAGUAAUUGGUUUUCAAAUCCUUCUUUGUAUGCGCUUAGAGGGAACACCUGCUAGUGCUAAGGAUAUACCACUGCCACUUCUUUUUGCACCUCUUUUCCUACUUCAAGGCGCUGGUGUACUACUUGCUACCUCUAGAUUGGUGGAGAAAAUUGUACUGUUACUUCAUAGUGGAACUGGCACAGGAUCAUAUUUUAGAUUUUCUGCAAGAGCUCAUGACUGCUUGGCGUACUUGCACCAUGGUUCCAGGCUACUGGGUUGGUGGUCCAUUGAUGAAGGAAGUCGAGAAGAACAAGCCCGACUAUUCCAUCAGGGAGCUUCAGGGUAUAACACUUUUAGCGGUUAUCCUCCUGAGAUUGUGAAGAAAAUGCCUAAAAAGGAUCUUGCUGAGGAGGUUUGGAGACUGCAAGCAGCUCUGGGUGAGCAGACAGAAAUCACAAAAUACAGCCAACAGGAGUAUGAAAGGCUUCAAAAUGAAAAAGUUUUAUGUAGGGUUUGCUUUGAGAGAGAGAUUUGCGUGGUCCUGCUUCCAUGUAGGCAUCGUAUCCUUUGCAGUACAUGCUGUGAGAAGUGUAAAAAAUGCCCAAUUUGCCGUGUCAUUAUUGAGGAGCGCUUACCUGUAUAUGAUGUUUAGUUUUAACUUGCCCUCCUUUUUUUUUUUUCUUCCAAGUGCACAAAUUGGAGCCCAUAGAGGUAAAAAACAAUGAUGGGAGAAUGCUACAGUUUCAACUUUUUAUCGGAACUUCUACAAUACUGAGUGUUGCUUGUUCAAAUUAACAUAACAAAGGUUAGGUAAUACAGGAAUUGAAGUUGCUAUAACUAUAUCAACUUUGGGCAGUUGUUUUUCAAAAAAUUUUCCCUCCUUUUAAAUUGUAAAUAUACCGUACUUUUAUAAUGGGAAAUCACAGGAAUAGCAUGUUGGAAUUUCUUGGCAUGCUGUGUGACA